This is a messenger RNA of Coffea arabica (coffee), 588 nucleotides long. RefSeq names its product ASI1-immunoprecipitated protein 3-like. NCBI's taxonomy places the organism in Eukaryota, Viridiplantae, Streptophyta, Magnoliopsida, Gentianales, Rubiaceae. Gene Ontology annotation, molecular function: chromatin binding. The record is from RefSeq and is a predicted model, not a curated record.
UUUUGGAUAUGAUGGAAAUCGGUAUGAUCUGGAGGAUCCUGUGCUCUUAGCUCCUUAUGAACCAAAUCAGAAACCUGACCUGGCCAUAAUUAAGGACAUAACUCAAACAAAAGGUGGGAGGAUGAUGGUAAUUGGGCAAAGAUUUUAUCGUCCUGGAGAGGCAGAAAAGAAAGAUGGUGGAUUUUGGCAAUCCAAUAAUACAAGAGAGCUGUUUUACAGCUUUCAUAAGGAUGAGUUUCCGGCAGAGUCUGUCAUGCACAGAUUUGUGGUGCAUUUUAUACCUCCAAAAAUGCAGAUCCCACCCAGAACAGAGCAGCCUGGUUUCAUUGUGCAAAAGAUGUAUUUAACUAAACGAAAACUGCUCUUCAAGCUUAAAGAUGCUGGAGCCAAUAAAGAAGAAGAGAUUGAUCUCCUUGUUCAGAAGACAAAAUCACGGCUAGGAAAUCUGCCUAACAUUCAGCCUAAGGAUGCUGUUGCUCAUUAGGGACAUCUAUGCUUUUUUUUUUUUGUCAAAACGAUAACAUUUGUAUUGAUUUAAAACUUGAUAAUACAAGUAUGCUUUACAAAAGGGGCUAGCUGUCCUCACAA